AUGGCUCCUCAUCGUCUAGAGGCCAACGUUGACGGCCUGAACAUUAAAAUAGCUAUAGAUCGAGGCGGCACCUUCACAGAUUGUUUAGGUAUUGUUGAAGGCCGGGAAGAUGACAUUGUCGUCAAGCUGCUUUCGCAAGACCCUUCCAACUACGCAGAUGCUCCAAUCGAGGGUAUUCGCCGCAUCCUGGAACAAGCCACAGGAAAGCCAUUUCCAAGGAGUGAAAAACUGAGCACAGGCGACUUCUCUAGUGUCAGUAUCCGAAUGGGUACUACUGUUGCCACGAAUGCACUUCUUGAGCGCAAAGGCGACCGAGUAGCACUUUUGAUCACAAAGGGAUUUAAAGAUGCUUUAGAGAUCGGCAAUCAGUCGCGACCUCAUCUAUUUGAUCUCAAUAUUCGAAGACCAGAUGUUCUGUAUGAGGAGGUCGUCGAGGUUGACGAACGAGUGACCAUUGAGGAUUACCAGCAAAACCCAACACCAAACAAAGAGGCUCUGGCCGCUUCAUUAGAUUCAGACCCACAGCUAACGCGUGGUGUCAGUGGUGAAGUUGUACGAGUUUUGGAGAAACUGGACGAGGACAAGGUCCGGAAGGACCUUCAGAGUUUAUAUGAAAAGGGCUACCGCUCAAUUGCUGUUGUCUUGGUUCAUUCAUAUACAUUCCAAGACCACGAAUUGGCCAUCGAGCGCAUUGCCAAAGAAGUUGGAUUCCCCAGCAUUUCGCUCUCCAGCCAAUUACUUCCUAUGAUCAAAAUGACAUCUCGUGGCGCCUCUGCAACCGCCGAUGCCUAUUUGACACCCGUCAUUCGACGAUACAUUGACGGAUUCCGUUCUGGAUUCAAAGACGGAUUGCGGUCAGAAGAUACCCGAUGCGAGUUUAUGCAGAGUGAUGGUGGAUUGGUGAAUUUCGAAAAAUUCUCCGGUCUACGAGCCAUUCUAUCCGGUCCUGCUGGCGGUGUUGUCGGUCAUGCCCGUACAUCUUUUGAUCCAGCAGACCCUAGACCCGUCAUUGGAUUUGAUAUGGGAGGAACCAGCACUGAUGUCUCUCGAUAUGAUGGAAAGUUCGAACAUACUUUUGAAAACACCACUGCUGGUGUGACGAUCAUGGCUCCCCAGCUCGAUAUCAAUACUGUGGCCGCCGGAGGAGGCAGUGUCCUCUUCUGGAGACAUGGCCUCUUUGUUGUCGGCCCUGACUCGGCCGGAGCGCACCCUGGACCUGCAUGCUACCGAAAGGGCGGUCCAUUGACCGUGACAGACGCCAACCUGUUCCUCGGUAGAUUGCUUCCAGAGUACUUCCCCAAGAUUUUCGGACCCAAUGAGAAUGAAGCACUUGAUGUGGAAAUCACCCGACAGAAGUUUACAGAACUUGCACGUCAAAUCCAGGAAGAAACUGGCCAAGCAAAAUCUCCAGAAGAGAUUGCCCUCGGUUUCAUUGAGGUUGCUAACGAGUCAAUGGCCAAACCAAUCCGAGCAUUGACAGAGGCUCGAGGAUACGAAACCUCCGCACACAACCUUGCAUGCUUUGGAGGUGCCGGUGGACAACACGCUUGUGCUAUUGCCACGUCGUUGUCGAUCCAGACAGUCAUCAUUCACCGUUACUCGUCUAUCCUUUCUGCAUAUGGUAUGGCAUUGGCCGAUGUCGUUCAUGAAGCACAGGAGCCAGCAUCAGGAUUCCUUGACGAACAAUCCUUGAAAACCCUCCGUGACCGCAUCCAAGCUCUCAAGACCAAGGUUCAAAGCGAGCUGGAAGCCGACGGCAUACCAACCGAACAAAUCCAUCAUGAAGUUUAUUUGAAUCUACGCUACCAGGGUACUGAUAACUUGUUGAUGAUCUUGGAUCCUGAAGAUGGCGACUUUGCGGAAGCUUUCAUCCGAGAACAUAAGCGAGAGUUCUCAUUCACAUUCCCAGGACGUCCUAUUGUUGUGGAGGAUGUGCGUGUCCGUGGAGUCGGAAAAUCAUUAUCUGUUGCACCGGAGGCACCCCAAGCUGAAUUGAAGGCAACCAAAGCUAUUUCUAUCGGAACUGAAAAGCAAGAUGCCAGCACAGCCGUUUAUUUCACAGGGGUUGGACAUGUCACGACUCCAGUCUUCUUCUUGGGCAACCUACAACCAGGAAGCCAUAUUAAUGGUCCAGCAAUGAUUAUUGAUAAAACACAAACCAUUGUGGUAGAACCACAUGCUAACGCCACAAUUCUAUCACGCCAUGUCAUCCUAGACGUUUCACCCCAGAAGAAACGCGCUGCUGGCGAAGAAUCCACCUUGGUUGUUGAUCCAAUUCGGCUUUCGGUGUUUGGCUACCGAUUCAUGUCGGUCGCUGACCAGAUGAGCCGUAUGUUCCAAAAGACUUCGGUGUCCACUAAUAUCAAGGAACGACUUGAUUUUUCAUGUGCUGUUUUCUCUCCAGACGGAAAGCUGGUGGCCAACGCUCCAAACGUCCCAGUCCAUCUUGGCAGUAUGGAAUAUGCGGUUCGUUAUCAACACGAGCAAUUUGCCGAUAAACUACAGCCUGGAGAUCAUAUUUGCACCAACCAUCCUUUGGCAGGAGGAACUCACUUGCCCGAUAUUACUAUUAUCACACCUGUAUGGGAUGCUGAAGGGAAGCAGAUUAUUUUCUAUGUGGCGUCAAGAGGUCACCAUGCCGAAAUCGGAGGUAUCCAACCUGGUUCUAUGCCUUCGAACAGCAGACUCCUCUAUGAAGAAGGUGCCAUGACAAUGGGAUUCAAGAUUGUUUCUGAGGACCGCUUCAAUGAAGAUAUUGUGCGAAAGUUCUUGUAUGACGAGCCUGCUUCCUUCCCAGGAUGCAGUGGUACGCGUACCUGGAACGACAACGUAUCCGACUUGAAAGCUGCUAUUGCUGCUAACCAGAAGGGAGCAACCCUUCUUCGCGGCUUGGUCGAAGAGAACUCGCUCCAGGUUGUGCACUUUUAUAUGGACGGCAUCAAAGAUAAUGCUGAGGUUGCCGUGCGCGAGUAUUUGAAGAAAGUUGGCAAACAAACAGGAGGCAAGCCAUUGAAAUUCUCCGAUUUCAUGGAUGACGGAACAGAGAUUCGCCUAGAGAUCCGGAUAGACACGGAAACUGGCUCGGCCGACUUUGAUUUUACCGGCACCGGACGGGAGACUUUCAACUGCUUGAAUGCGCCAAAGGCCAUUGCACAUUCAGCCAUCAUCUACUCUCUGAGAUGUUUAAUCAAUGUUGACAUUCCCCUUAACCAAGGUUGUCUCGCGCCUUGCAACGUGAUCAUUCCAAGCGGCACACUCCUCAAUCCUUCCGGAAAUGCAGCUGUCUGCGCAGGUAACCCCAUUACCUCACAGCGUAUCACGGAUGUGGUACUGGGAGCUUUCAACGCCUGCGCUGCCUCCCAGGGUUGCUGCAAUAUCAUAUCUUUUGGAAUGGGCGGUAUGGAUAAAGAUGGAAAUGUUGUCCCUGGUUUCGGUGUCGGCGAGACAAUCUGUGGUGGUUCAGGAGCCGGACCAGGCUGGAACGGCACAUCUGCAGUACAUUGCCAUAUGACCAACACCCGCAUCACAGAUGCCGAAGUCUAUGAGCUGCGUUAUCCGGUCAUUCUUCGCCAAUUUUCCAUCCGCCAAGGCUCUGGUGGACGGGGACAAUAUAACGGUGGUAACGGUUCAGUACGAGAGCUCGAGUUUAGAAUUCCCCUGUCGGUAUCAAUGCUCAGCGAGCGACGAGUCUAUCGCCCGUACGGUAUGGCAGGUGGUGAACCUGGACAGGCCGGAUUGAACUUGUAUGUGAGGAAGGAACACGAUGGCUCCGAGCGUACAAUCAACAUUGGAGGAAAGAUGGAGCUGAAUGUACAGCCCGGUGAACGUAUCAUUAUCAACUCACCUGGAGGUGGUGCCUGGGGCUCUCUCAGCGACGCGCCAGAAGUUGCUCCUGGCAAUACAGCGUGGAGGCCGAAUGUCUUCGAGCCUCGUGGAAGUGUUCACGCAUUUACAGCAAUGGCGGAGGCAGCACAGUAG
Messenger RNA from Talaromyces marneffei, 3978 nucleotides. RefSeq lists its product as uncharacterized. Gene Ontology annotation, cellular component: cytosol. NCBI's taxonomy places the organism in Eukaryota, Fungi, Ascomycota, Eurotiomycetes, Eurotiales, Trichocomaceae. Gene Ontology annotation, biological process: glutathione metabolic process. The coding region runs from base 1 to 3978 and encodes 1325 amino acids. Gene Ontology annotation, molecular function: 5-oxoprolinase (ATP-hydrolyzing) activity. The record is from RefSeq and is a predicted model, not a curated record. The transcript is spliced from 8 exons.